AUGACGCUUGCCGGGACGGGGACGGAGACGUUGACCCUGUUUCUGGUGAACCUCGCCGGAAUAAUGGACAACGCUGACGAGCAGCUGCUGCCGGCGGUUUACAAGGAGGUCGGAGAAUCUUUGCAUGCCGACCCCACCCAUCUGGGCUCGCUUACCUUCUACAAAUCGUUCGUGCAGGCACUGUGCUUCCCGGUCGCCGCCUACCUCGCUACUCGCCACAACAGGACGCACGUCAUCGCCCUCGGUGCCUUCCUCUGGGCCGCCGCUACCUUCCUCGUUGCCAUCUCCUCCACAUUCACUGAGGUGGCGGUGUCGCGUGGGCUGAACGGAAUCGGCUUAGCCAUUGUGAUCCCUUCCAUCCAGUCCCUGAUAGCCGACUCGACCAACGAGUCCAACCGUGGGACCGCCUUUGGGUGGCUCCACCUCACAUCCAGCUUCGGGUCCGUUUUUGGCAGCCUUGUGGCUAUUCUCCUUGCUCCCACCACCAUACUCGGCCUCGAAGGCUCGCGAGUUGCCUUCCAUCUGGUCGCCGCCCUCAGCAUCCUCGUCGGCAUCCUCGUCCACCUCUUCGCUCAGGACCCACGUUACAAUGCCAGUAGAAUAAAAAACGACCCUCAAGAACCCACGAAAUCUUUUCUUGGCGAGGAGGCAAGGAGUCUGCUCAGGGAGGCUAGGGACGUAAUAAACGUCCCAUCAUUCAAGAUUCUGGUGGGGCAAGGGCUCGAGCUCAUGGGAUUCUCACAUGGGACUACUGCCACUAUCUGGUCGCUGUUUACUGUGGCGAGCUCUUUAGGGGGGCUGUUCGGGGGGAAGAUGGGGGAUUUCGUGGCCCGAAGGCUCCCGGAUUCCGGGAGGAUUAUUCUGGCGCAGGUGAGCACGGGUUUAGCUGUGCCGCUUGCUGCCGUACUCAUACUUGGCCUGCCGGACGACUCCUCCACCGCCAUCCUGCACGGCUUCGUGUUUGUCGUCAUGGGGCUGGUCAUUUCUUGGUGUGCCCCGGCGACUAACAACCCUAUAUUUGCGGAGAUAGUCCCCGAGAGAGCCCGAACGAGCAUCUACGCCUUGGACAGGUCAUUCGAGACCAUCCUGUCCUCGUUCGCACCCCCAGUCGUGGGAUUAUUGUCACAGAACGUGUUUGGCUACAAAACAGUCGACUCGGGGAAUGUGGAGACAGACAAGGAGAACGCGCGGGCCCUUGGCAAGGCGCUCUACGUGUCUAUAGGCAUCCCCUUCACUAUAUGCUGCCUCAUCUACUCCUUCCUCCACUGCACCUACCCUGGGGACAGGGACCGCGCCAAGAUGGCAUCUUUUAUCGAGUCACAAACUCAAGAUAUAGAGACAGACAAUAGCUAUGUUUUGAUCAGGGAUGAACCUAAUGUGCCGAGCGAGGAGGACACGAGUGCUGAUUGUCGAGAAACUGAUGAGCAGAGGCUGCUGUCUGUGUGAAAUUUAGUUUUAUAUGUUGUUUUUAUUAUUAGUAUUAUUGGUAUUUUUUUGUUAUUUUUUUCAUUUCCAUGUUUCUUGGAAUUCACGAUCUCGUGUAUAGUAAGUUGGUUACUCUGUGUAUAUAAAGUUCUCUUUUUUCAAGUUGUAAUAUUGUAGUUAUUAAAGCCACGACUAGGUAAGCCAAGGGCCCGUGGCUUUACCCGCCAAGUUAUCACUUUUUAAUAGAUAACCGGCAGCUACUAAGCUUGAUGUGCUGUAGAAAACACUUUGGGAUUGUUUAGUGCAAUGGUGUUUGAUAUUAGCUUCAUUGUUUGAUGUUGAUGAAUUUGUUUUCUG
Molecule: messenger RNA, 1782 nt
Organism: Striga asiatica
Lineage: Eukaryota; Viridiplantae; Streptophyta; Magnoliopsida; Lamiales; Orobanchaceae
Source: the annotation of a GenBank genome assembly